CGAUAAUUCUGCAUUCCUUCUCACACAUUAUCAUACCAGUGAAACCUCGACAAGAUCUUAGGGCUAGAGCCCGGUAUACACGAUCGAAUAUAUCAUCAAGAAGUUCCUAUCGGUGGAUUCUGCCUUCGAGGGAAUACUCACUUUAUGAUACAAGACUGCAAGAUGGGCAAUCUUUCAUAAGGAGAGAUAGGAAACUUCGUUCGGUCAUGCGUCUUUUCGCCCUCUUCAUUCCAAUCGCAAGUAUUUCUCAAGAGGAAUACAACAGAUUAUCCGAACUAGUCUCAGAGGAUAUUCGAGUCCGUUCAGCUAAGUAUAGACUGAGAGAAGACGCCAUCCGAUCCCUAGCGGGGCAUCUUUUCCCUAGAUGGUACUCCCACACCCAGCAUCUCCCCAACCCAACUCUUUACACUCGGCCAAUAGGUCAACCAUACAUGUUGAUCAAUGGGGAAAACAGAGAAUAUAGUGUAUCUCACGAAGGAAAUUAUGUUUUGUUCGUCACUGGGAAUAUCUCUAAUAUAGGGGUGGACAUUUGUGUUAUCCCUCCUGAAGGAUCGGAUAUGAUAGAAGGAUUGAAUGAUGCUCUAUCCCCCUCUGAGAAAAUCUUUCUAGAAUCCCUCUCAUCGGAAGAAAAAAGAAAAGCAUUCGCACUCCUCUGGACGGCGAAAGAAGCUUAUACAAAAGCUAUCGGAGUCGGUAUACCAUUCGGACCUUCUAGAAUAUCAGUCACCCUCUCUCCUCAACUACAUGUGGAAAGUAUAAUGGUUGACCAAAUUGAUAUUCGGUCAACAGGCUGGAAGUUCGUUAUUGGACAAUUGGCGGAGACAUAUUAUUGGACGACUAUCUGGCUUGGCCCAUCUUUCGAGAUGGAGGUGGAAGCGGAGUUGGUGGAAUGGAGUGAUUUCAUCUCGAAUUUACGAUAA
Messenger RNA from Tremella mesenterica DSM 1558, 920 nucleotides. RefSeq lists its product as uncharacterized. Bases 207 to 920 code for a protein of 237 amino acids. The transcript is spliced from 5 exons. Gene Ontology annotation, cellular component: cytosol. Gene Ontology annotation, molecular function: holo-[acyl-carrier-protein] synthase activity; magnesium ion binding. Lineage: Eukaryota; Fungi; Basidiomycota; Tremellomycetes; Tremellales; Tremellaceae. The record is from RefSeq and is a predicted model, not a curated record.